ACCUCUACUGAUUGCACGCCACACGUGUUUAUAUUUCUCUUACAAUAAAAUAUAAAUUCCUUGCUUAAAAUGUAUCUUAUGUACACUAUGAACGAAAAUGGCGAACGCGUCUACACUCUGAAGAAACGCACUGAGGAUGGCCGUCCAACAUUGUCGGCACAUCCAGCACGCUUCUCUCCAGAGGACAAGUACUCGCGUCAACGCAUAACCAUUAAGAAGCGCUUUGGACUAUUGCUGACACAGAAGCCAGAGCCCGUCUAUUAAAGCAGAACAUAGGAUUUUAUAAGUUACAUGUGUAUUUACAAAUUACAAGUAAAAAUAUAUAAUAAGUAAA
This is a messenger RNA of Drosophila busckii, 334 nucleotides long. It is a transcript of the gene Nop10, whose product is annotated as H/ACA ribonucleoprotein complex subunit 3. Lineage: Eukaryota; Metazoa; Arthropoda; Insecta; Diptera; Drosophilidae. Gene Ontology annotation, biological process: rRNA pseudouridine synthesis; ribosome biogenesis; positive regulation of telomerase RNA localization to Cajal body. The transcript has 2 exons. The record is from RefSeq and is a predicted model, not a curated record. Gene Ontology annotation, cellular component: box H/ACA snoRNP complex; box H/ACA telomerase RNP complex. Gene Ontology annotation, molecular function: telomerase RNA binding; box H/ACA snoRNA binding. Bases 70 to 264 code for a protein of 64 amino acids.